Messenger RNA from Anguilla rostrata (American eel), 9410 nucleotides. It is a transcript of the gene igf2bp1, whose product is annotated as insulin-like growth factor 2 mRNA binding protein 1. The record is from RefSeq and is a predicted model, not a curated record. Lineage: Eukaryota; Metazoa; Chordata; Actinopteri; Anguilliformes; Anguillidae. Gene Ontology annotation, cellular component: cytosol; cytoplasm; nucleus. Gene Ontology annotation, biological process: nervous system development; regulation of gene expression. Gene Ontology annotation, molecular function: mRNA 3'-UTR binding.
AGCCUCGGAGGGCCAGCCCUUUCUCUCGCUACUCCAAGACCACGUGGUUUCCUCUUUGCAAACAAAAAAAAUGUAGUCAAUUUUUUUCGAGUCGGUUUAGAGGCGGUGCCAUCGCCAGUCAGAAGGAAGGCUGUGUGACAGUGCUGGGUACGACUCGAGGUUGAGGGGUAGAGAGAGUGAGGAAUUUUUUCCCCCCGAUCCCGCCAUAGCACUACCACUACGCCACCAUUACCACCACCAGAUUAAUCCAAAUAAAACAAUUUAAUGCCGUGUGCGAUCAUUAAACGGAAGGUGCUGAAGUCUCGAUUUCUCCGCAUCUCUACGCGCUGAGCUAACUGGACUGAACCAGAAUACAGUACCGUUAGCAUAACUUUUUUAUUUUCAUUUUCAUUAAUUCAUUUUUUUCCCAUCCUUUUGGUUUUGUUUUACAUCAUUAUUUUUGCGUUUUCUUUUUUCAUUGCUACGCUUUACAGAUUUUGGUGCUUUUUUUAAAGAAAAAACUUUUUUUUUGCUAUUUCUUUCUUUCAUUGGAGGAUCUCUACAGUUGUCAUUCUUCAACAUGAACAAGCUAUACAUUGGAAAUCUUAGUGAAAACGUGACUCCUGAAGACUUGGUUAAAGUCUUUGAAGACUGCAAGAUUCCAUUCUCUGGACAGUUUCUUUUGAAAACUGGUUAUGCGUUUGUUGACUGUCCGGACGACCAAUGUGCUAUGAAAGCCAUUGAAACAUUCUCUGGUAAAGUGGAGCUGCACGGCAAGCGCAUUGAGGUCGAACACUCUGUCCCUAAGAAACAAAGGACCAGAAAACUGCAGAUCAGAAACAUUCCACCACACUUGCAAUGGGAGGUGCUUGAUGGUCUUCUGGCUCAGUAUGGAACAGUGGAGAACUGUGAACAAGUGAACACUGAAAGCGAGACUGCGGUGGUCAAUGUCACAUAUGGAACACGGGAACAGGCCAGACAGGCCAUUCAGAAGCUGAACGGAUACCAGUUUGAGAACAACGCGCUGCGUGUGUCCUACAUCCCCGAUGAGACCUCCGAGGUGGACGGCCAGCGGGGGCCCGACAAUGGGCGACGCCCGGGCUAUGGGUCCCGCGGCCCCCGCCAGGGCUCCCCCAAUUCCGGGGGGCCCUCCAAACACCAGCACGCCGACAUCCCCCUGCGCCUACUGGUGCCCACUCAGUAUGUGGGGGCCAUCAUCGGCAAGGAGGGGGCCACCAUCCGAAACAUCACAAAACAGACCCAGAGCAAGAUCGACGUCCACCGCAAAGAGAACGCCGGCGCGGCGGAGAAGCCAAUCAGCAUCCACUCCACCCCCGAGGGCUGCUCGGCCGCCUGCCGCAUGAUCCUGGACAUCAUGCACCAGGAAGCCAAGGACACCAAGACAGCUGAGGAGGUCCCCCUGAAGAUCCUGGCCCACAACAACUUUGUGGGGCGCCUGAUCGGCAAGGAGGGGCGCAACCUGAAGAAGGUGGAGCAGGACACCGACACCAAGAUCACCAUCUCGCCGCUGCAGGACCUGACCCUGUACAACCCAGAGAGGACCAUCACAGUCAAGGCCUGCGCUCGAGGCUAAAACGACGACCGCGCCGCCAUGAAUCAACAGACCCACCUGAUCCCCGGACUUAACCUUGGUGCCCUGGGGCUGUUCCCGCCAUCUUCUGCGAUGCCACCCCCUCCCCCUGGAAACUCUACUGCUGGCACCCCCUAUGGUUCAUUUGGGACGCCGGAGCAGGAGACUGUGCACGUGUACAUCCCUGCCCAGGCUGUGGGCGCCAUCAUCGGCAAGAAGGGCCAGCACAUCAAACAGCUGAGCCGAUUCGCUGGAGCCUCCAUCAAGAUCGCUCCUGCCGAGGCACCCGAUUCAAAGAUGCGCAUGGUCAUUGUGACCGGACCCCCUGAGGCCCAGUUCAAGGCACAGGGCAGGAUUUACGGCAAGCUGAAGGAGGAGAACUUCUUUGGUCCGAAAGAGGAAGUGAAGCUGGAAACGCACAUUAAAGUGGCUGCCACCGCCGCAGGCCGAGUCAUCGGAAAGGGGGGGAAAACGGUGAAUGAGUUGCAGAACCUGACCGCUGCAGAGGUUGUGGUCCCCCGGGAACAGACGCCUGACGAGAACGACCAGGUCAUUGUCAAGAUCAUCGGGCACUUCUAUGCAAGCCAGUUGGCGCAGAGGAAGAUUCGGGACAUUCUGACUCAGGUCAAACAGCAGCAGCAGAAAGGGGGUGUGGGCGGGCCCCCAGGACCCCACUCACAGCCCCAAGUGGACCCCGGGGCCCCACAGGGCCUGGCCCAGGACCCCCAGCCUGCCCGCAGGAAGUGAGGGGCCGGGCCCCUCUGGACGGACAGCAGCCGGAGGAGAAGAAGAGAGAGAGAGACGCAGACCCUUUGGGAGACAGGGAGGAAUGCAUGUCAAACAGAGAGGGGGGGGGAGGAUGGGGGGGGGUUGGUUGUGUGAGAGAAGGGUGAAAAAAAUAAAACUAAUUUAAAAAAGGAAAAAAAAUUGGUACAAAAACGAUAGAAAACAGAGACCAGAUGACAGGCCAGAGAGUGACUGGAAAUGGAGGGAGGGGGCGGGGCUUGUGGAGCUUUGAGGUGAUUGGCUGGAAAUACAGAGUACAGCGCCCCCUGGAGUGCUUUGGAAAACAAGCUGCUCGUGCCUGUAGGAUAUUGUCGGCCUUGUAAAAGUCUAUUGCAUAGACUCUCAGCUGUUAGGGAAGCUCCCGCUGAAACACGUUCUGAUAGGUUCAGUUUCAUCACUGAACCCACCAAUCAGAAGCCAUUUCCAGUCACUCUUGAUUUCAAGGGUGGUUUUUUUAAAAGACACAUAUAUAUAUAUAUAUAUAUAUAUAUAUAUAUAUAUAUAUAUAUAUAUAUGCGCAUACAUAUAUAAUACAGAGAACUUAUAUGUAAAGGGCAGUGAGGGAGAGGUGAGAGAGUGGGUGAGAAGCAAUUUCCAAGGGUAGGUCAGAGAUCAGGUGACCUGCCCGAACCUAUCAGAGAUGAGGGGAGGAGCCACAGCUCUUCUUGCUGCUCUUGAGCUCCCUCUUUAAAAAAGGCUGGAGGGAGGGGGAAAAAGGGAACAAGAGUUGAAAGAGAGUGAGAGAUUAAAUGUUGUAAAUAUAAUUGUGUGAAUUCGAAAGUAAACGCUGCAUUUCGUGACGCUGGGGGACAACCCCAAUCCGAGAUCGCAAAAAUUGUGGGGCGGGAGGGAUUGACCACCCCCCCCCAGCCCUGUCACAGGUUACGAUUUUUGGGAAUUGCUGACGGUUUGAGCAGCGAGAGAAUUCGGUCACAACUGCCUCCGCUGUUCUGGUUGCAGGAGCCAGCUCUAAAGAUUACUAAAUUGAGUGAAACUAAAUUAUAUAGUUGGUGACUGACCGCCACCAAGAUACUUGUGUGUAUCUAUGUGUGUAUACACACACACACACACAUGCGUCAGCCCCACAAGCACCAGUAGGGAGGAGUCGGAAUGGGACAGAGCUUCUGGGGCGGGGCUUCCAUUUCCUUUGACCUUUGAUUGGUUGAUUGGUCCCCAGGGCAGAGAGCUGAGGUAAUGGACUUUGGUCCGUUGACUUCAUCACCUUGUUGUUUUUGAGCAUGACCCAUUUUAUGGUGCAGUGGGGGGGUUCAACUCCUCCUCUGCCUGGUUUUUGCUUUUACCCAACAUCCAUGCCCAGGAGAUGCAUUACGAGAUCUCCCCUCCCAUCAACUGUGGAAUCGGAUGAUCUUCAGUUGUUUUUGUCUGUCUGUUUAAAGCAACUUGUUCAGUGAGGAAGACUGUAAAAAAAUUUUAAAACUUACCUCAUUUUCUUUAGUUGGGGGAUAUUUUUUUUCAGGGACUCUCCCCCCGUUGAAGUGCCUCCCUGUGCAAGAGCACCUGAGGACUCUCAGUACCACCAGGCUACAACUUCAACCAUGACAAACGUGUUUAGCGGAAGGACGCGUCUGUAGUCCUUCCUUUGAAUUUUUAUGAUGAUGUACCAGCUCCAGACUCACAGCAAGGCAGAAAGAGAAGGUUUCUAUGGCGAUUACACACUGUUUUAAUGAGAUGGGUGUGACCCAAAAAACAAAGCCCGUUGUUUGCCUUAAAUGGUCGGCAGACCAGGGUCUCUUGACUUCAAGUCGUGAAUGUCUGCAUCGAUGCACUUUCUCCAUGGCUUUUCUUGUCCUCCCCCAGCACAGAGUAGUCACUGUCCGUUUGGAGACCAUUAGCCACAUGGGAAUAGCUUCUUCUCUCACUCUCUCAAUUUCCACACGUUCUGCUGGUGAGCUCCCAAAAUGAGAAAAAGAUUGGAAGAUUUCACCAAUAUGAUAAGAAUAUAGGAAGAAAUAAGAAAAAAACCUACCUCAGGGUGAAGUUACCUCAGUAUUUGUUCCUUUCAUUUUCGCUUGCUGGUGUUUUAUAUAAAGCUGAUAGUCUUGAAUAUUUUAUUUUUUUAAGAAAAAAAUGAGAAGUAUCUUUUUUUUAGGUUUUGUCUUGUUGCUUUGGUAUUUUUUUGUUUGUUUUCUUUAUUUUUCUUUUUUUUGGAUCAGAAUGCCCCCAAAGUUUAGCUCCCAUGUGAAAACUUAGAUGCUAAUAACAACUGAGAGCAUGGUGGUAUUUGGCUCUGGGUAUUGUUGUUACCAUCGUUGGAGUGGCUUCUGGAUCUUGUAGAAGUGUGCUUUGGGUUGAACUAGGAACCAGCACAUUGGGCUGAGGGGAGCAUUGCUGGACGCUGCAGUCAGCCAGUGGAUAUGCUAAGGGCCCAUGUCACAUACUUAGCCCAUCCAUUACACCAGGUGUGCAAUGGCAAACACUCGGUUAUCCUGUGGGGUUCCUGGAAUUCCACACAGUGAAUGUGAAUCCUCAUUGGCCAGUCUAACAGCUUUGUCAUCCCCAUCGCAUGUGCUGUCUUUCUGUCUGAGUGUGUUUGAGUACCUGAGAGGGAGUGAGACAGAGAGCAGUGUGUGUGUGUGUGUGUGUGUGUGUUUGCGUGCGUGCUUGUGUAUGCAUGUGUAUGUGUGUGUGUUUUAUUCAUUUGUAUAAAUGUUUAAAAUGGUGGGUGAGGGACAUUGGGGGAGGGGGGGCGGGUUAAAAAAACAGGAAAAAGUCUAAAGAGAACCUAUGGCCUUGGUUUUCCUUUUUUUAUUUUUUUACUAUUAUGAUUUAAAAAAAAAUAAAUCGGGGAUAUUCUAAAACUUUUUAAAGUGGGAGCAACUAGCUACAAAACAUAAGAAAAAAGAGAAAAAUAAAGAAUGAAUGGAAUAAAUAAAUAGAUUUAACCUGUACAUAAGAUGUAAAGGAGCAGCUAAAAAAAGAUGAUAAAGUUUUGUAUUUUUAAAAUUACUGUUAAAAAACAUAAAAAUGAAAAGAUGAGGAAAGAUUGCGAGACAAAACGAGACCACCGUGUGACCCUGUCAGACUGCAUCUUUUAAGGCCUGCUGCGCUCUACCACCUCAUCCGCGGCUGGGCUGACCGCUUCGUGUGCUUGCAUACCAUCCACAGGGAAAAGUCUAUUGUAGUGCUUGUAAUUCCAUUUUUUUUUUUUUUUUUUUUUUUUGAAGAGACAGGAACUUUUUUGGUAGGACCUUUUUGUUGUGAAAAGGCUGGCUGACUUUCAGCCUUGGAUGUAAUUUUGGAAUUUUUGACAGAAAUAUUUUGAUCAGUGCUCAUGAGUUUGAGUGAAUGGACAUUACCCCGAUUCUGAAAUUCCUGUUGAACAAGUAAGCUCAAAACCAGAAACAUAUUGCUACCUUGUGAGAAGUACUAAUUACUAUAUUGGAAAUAAUUAAUUGUUGUUUUCAUGUAUUUAAAAAGUGCACAUUCCAGAGCACAUGAUACACGCUGCCCAAGCUACAGGCUAAAGUAGUCAGAAGCCUCAGUCACACUAAAAAGGUUCAACCAUGACAUUUGUGUCUCUUCAAAACCACAGAGCUUUGCUCACAGACACCAAGACGUAGUGUAAUGUAUUCAGACUGCAGCCUUUUUGAUUGUUUGUCUAUUGUCAUGUUUUUUUUUUUUCGUGGUUAUCUUGUUACACAGCAAGCUUUAUUUGGAUAUGACAUCUGGUUACUUACUGUUUCAACAGAAAAAAAAAACUCAAAAAAAAAAACACAAAAAACAAAAAGACAACAUGGGGUAGGGGAAUUGAUGACUGAAAAAGUCCUGGAAUUGUAUAAGAUGAGACAAAAAUAGAGAAGGAUUUUUUUUCCAGAAGAAGGGGAAGAGGACUGGGAAGACUUUGAAAAUGGCAGAUCUUAGGGGAAUAUUGGCAUGUUUUUUGGGAUACUUGAGGGAUAGAUUUAAUAAACAGAGAGGGGGGGAUUCUUUGCUCUAAUUUUGUGGAAAGAUUUGGCGGAGACGUCAGUUAAAUGACAACAUGGUAAACCAGUACUCUGUUCAGUGCUGCCAUGGCUUGAAAACACUGUCCAUAUCUCCCUGGAGGGAAGAUGGUGCCUCCUCCCUCCCUCUCUCUCAGGACCUGAAACAUUGUUCCAUCCCUUUUCUCCUCUGCCAAGCACCCUGCUCCUCCCACCUUGUCCUCAAUCCUUUUGGAGAACAUUUCUCUACACAAUAUGAAAUUGGGACUGAAUAUCAAAUUAUUUUUGAGCAAGUUAUUUCAGGGGUAGUGGAUCACUACUGAGUUUACCUCUCUGCUUGGCUUCAUUUGUACCUGUUUUCUCAUUUUCUGUUCAACCGUUUUUUUUCUGUAUGACCUUUCUAUUUGACUUCCAUUUCUAUAGCUUGGAGUAGUUUUACAAUCGGUUCUUUUUAAAAAAUUUUAAUUCACACAUAAAAAAUGGCUAAUUAUUAAUUAUAAUGGAUUACUAACGAUCGGCUCGCACGUGUUGCGAGACUAAGUAAUGACUGUGCCAAACACCGUUUUAGGUAAAGAAUCAUGUUUGAGCUGCAGUGGAUAAACUGGUAAAAUGGAGAUGUUGCUGCACUCAAACUGUGUCAUGAAUAGCUUGCUCUCAACCGAAAUGCCAGGAUUCUACAAAGCUAUAAGUUGCAUGUGCUACAUCAUACAUUUCCAUUGACAUUAACGGCAAAUUUACACAAGCUGUCAUUUAUGCAUACGAGUGACAGUCACACUUAAACUGUUGGCAUGUGGCUUAUUUACAGUGGCCAUUACUCCUAAUAGUUUGUUUUAACUUUAACAAAAAUGUACACAUCAUCCACCAAUCUGAGCAUGUAUUUUUUCCUCCAGAAAAAAUGUAAUGGUUCACUCAAACAACAACAACAGCAGUAACAACAGCAGAUUUGAUAUCUGGUACUGUACAGGAAUAUGUCAUUUGAGUCAUGGUGUAUUCAGACAGUUUCACUCUCUACACUCUGGACGUCGCACAAUGACGCGCAACAGGUGCUACAAAGAAAAACCAAACCUAACACAUAACUUGGAACGCUACCUCAUGACUUAGCCACAAUAUUAUUUUUUAUUUUUUUUUGCAGCCAGAAAAUAGUGGAUAAUGCAUGUUACAGUAUCUUUUAGAUUUCAUUUAUUUAUAUUUUUUCUGGCAUUUUGGAUUUUAAGUUAUCUCUCCAGCUCAGAGUUGGAAAAAACCUUUUAAAAAAUCAAUGAAGUUGCGGGGGGGCUGAGGGGUGUGACGUGUGAACAGAAUGGAAGGAGGGCUUUGGCUGAAAUUGGGUGAAGUAAAUGGAGGAGAAUGGUGGAAUCGGGAAAUGGAGAGCUGCUGAAUAUGGUAGUCAUUCUGAUGGAAAUCUCCCGAGUGGAAAAGGUUUGAAGGCUGGUACUCUGUGGCAGGCGUGUGGUGGUGGAACGGCAUCGAAUGGGUCGGGUACGAUUUAGCCUCGGGGUUGAUUCACAUCGAUCGCCUGCUGUUAUUGGACCACCUCCAAAUUGAGUUGAACAUUUUGCACUGGAAGAAUGCAUCAGAAUCACUUUGUGUAAUGAGCCAUCCAUCUGGGUAGAAUAUAAAUGCUGAAGAUUUGAGCAUCCUGAAUGCAUCUGUACCUCACAGUAAAACCAUGCUACCUGUCUGUUAUGCAUCCUCAAUACUGCGCAAACCAUCCCAUAUGUCAGCUACUUCCCUGACCUAUCUCCCUCCCCCCCACCUCAUCCUUAGGGCUGUGCUGCCUUCCCACAAUCCUCUCCCAGCUCUGCCCCCCAUCCCUAUAAAACCCCCCUUCCCCUAAAGUGAGUGACCCACUUGAUCUGGCUUGCUAGCUACAGCAGUUAAGACGGCAAAGAAGGUUAGCUGUAGCUAGCUGCAGUUAAUGGGCCGAGUUAUUAUGGCUAACUAGUUACCUUGGCUAACUAGCAAGCAACAAAAUCUAACUCUGAAAUAGUUAACUAACCGACUUUAGAAAUGACCAGCUAACUAAUUAAGAUAAGACCACUUAGCUGGCUAAAACGAUAAAAGAUGUAAAUACAUACGUUUUUACUCAUCCACGCUGCUGAGAUUAAUUUCAUUCAUUACUGUUUGGUGAGUAAACUUAUGACUGUCGCAAACAUCUGGUGCCAUUCCUCCAGGGAUUCCCUUCUCAGUGCAUGCACAGUCAUCCUCUUCACGCAGAGUGUGGGGAUGUGUGGGGAUCCUGCGGGGCAUGUGGUGGAGGUCCUGCUGGAACAGGGCGCGUGGCUGUGACCUUCACCUGGCCCUGUGUGGGGUCUCUGCCAGCCCCACCCCCUUCCCAUCUCUCCCUUCAUGGCUCUGCCCCCUUCCCAUAAUCCCUCUCUUCAUUUUCACUCCCUGAAUCAAGGGGCACAAUACCUGUAAUUGUGUAAUUUUUUUGUUGAUCUACCUCUUAGGAAAAAUAGCAAAAUAGUAAAAUAAUACUUUAAAAACAUCAAAAAAGUUAAAAACAAAACAAAAAAAAAACUAAAAUGAAAAAUAAAUAUUAAAACUGGGUAGUCACAUCUCCAUAUACUGUAGGUAAUAGUCUAAAAUAAAACGAUUUUACUUCUUCCAAAGAUUAUUUUUUUCUCCAUUAUUAGGGUUUUGAAAAGGUAAUUACAAAAAAAAACUAAAAUUGGAGAGGUGAAAAUUAGUCUUUUUUAAAAGAGAAACUGCUAUAUUUCAUUAUUCAAAUGCAUUUGUUCAUUAGACUUAUAUUUGUAACCUCACAUCCUUCAUCUUUUGUUUGUUUCUGAUUGCUUUUAAAAAAAUAAUGACAUGGGAUUGUAUUUCUUGUGUUGGAUGCAUUAGAACUAUCUCUGUGAACUGCAACAUAAUACUCUGCAAGAUAUUUCAGAGCAGCAUGAUAUUUUAAAGAUUUGUUUUUGGAAAGAAUAGACCCGUUUAUUUGCCUGUGACACUAGCAAGGGAGCCCUUGUUUCAUCUCCUUUUGUCUUCAUGUGUCUCAGCAUCUCUGGCCUACUUUGAUAGUUUUAUCAUCACUUGUUUUUUAACUCCUUGUAAGCAAACAGACCAUAGAAAUGAAUGUGUUAUUAAAAGAAAAGAAACCGGAA